UCUUCUUCUUCUUCUACUUCUUCUUCUCUCUCCACAUGCUCUAUAAUCUAUAUAAAUACACACAGAAGAGGAAGCUAAAACACACAGAAAAUUUGAGAAAACAAAAGACUCAAAAACAAAGUGACAGUUUUUAUGAUAGCAAUAGCUCAACGGUUACUAUUCAAUUCAUAUACACCAAUAACCCAAACAAGAACCACAACAACCACCAAUUGUAUCAGAAAAAUCAUGUCUGCAUCAGAUCAAAGUUCAUGUUUUAACAGACCCAGAUUGACUGUCAAGAAGGUCUUAGCCAAGCCUCAACGCGAGGGUGAUGGUGCUGUUGUUAGGAGAAGUAUUGGAAGGCCUGAGUUGAAGUCUUUGGAUCCAUUUCUCUUGUUGGACGAAUUCGCAGUUUCAUCUCCUGCUGGAUUUCCUGAUCACCCACACAGAGGUUUCGAAACUGUCACAUAUAUGUUACAGGGGGCUUUCACUCAUCAAGAUUUUGCAGGGCAUAGAGGUACAAUCCACACCGGUGAUGUGCAGUGGAUGACAGCGGGUAGAGGGAUAAUUCAUUCAGAGAUGCCUGCAGGAGAAGGAAUUCAAAAGGGUUUGCAACUAUGGAUCAAUCUAGCCUCAAAGGAUAAAAUGAUUGAACCGAGGUAUCAAGAAUUGCUAAGCGAGGACAUAGCAAAGGCGAAAAAGGAUGGGGUUGAAGUGAGGAUAAUAGCUGGAGAAGCUAUGGGGGUGGAGUCUCCGGUUUACACAAGAACUCCCACAAUGUACCUCGAUUUCACUCUAAGACCGGGAGCUCAGCUCCACCAAAGCAUCCCUGAAUCUUGGAAUGCUUUUGUGUACAUAAUCGAAGGUGAAGAUGGUGGGGUGUUUGGAUCAUUCAACUCUUCUCCGGUAAUGGCUCACCACGUGUUGGUGUUGAGCCCUGGAGACGGUUUGAGUGUGUGGAACAAAUCAUCUUCCAAACCGUUAAGAUUCGUGUUGAUUGGAGGACAGCCACUUAAUGAACCAGUUGUUCAGUAUGGACCAUUUGUGAUGAACACACAAGCUGAGAUUGAGCAGACUUUUCUAGACUAUCAGUACUGCAAGAAUGGUUUUGAAAAUGCUAAACAAUGGAGGUCUCAAUCAAUGGGUUAAAAGCCAAAAAACAUUUUAGCACACGAAAAAAAAAGGGCAUACCAUAUUUAUCUAUUUAUCUAUCGCUGUCGAUCACCAUCUUCGUCCAAUACAGAGCAAUCAAGUAUGAGCUGGAAAAAGAAAGAUUUCGUAGUCAAUGGCCAGAAUCAAAAGCUUCUAGAAGCUUCAAAAUUACAGCUGCAGCAGUAGCAGCUAAUGUGUGUUUUCUACUCAAGUCAUGAUUGAUCGGCUAAUCUUGCCUGAUCUUUCUUUUAAAAUUGCUCUCUUUUCCUUUAUCUUUUUCUUAUUUUGUUGUAAUUUUUCCGUCAUUUAGUGAUGUCCUUCCUUCCUUGUUCAAAGUUGAUUAUUAUUAUUUUUUUAUGUCAUUUGAAUUGUUUGA
Camellia sinensis is the source of this 1507-nucleotide messenger RNA. RefSeq names its product RmlC-like cupins superfamily protein. Lineage: Eukaryota; Viridiplantae; Streptophyta; Magnoliopsida; Ericales; Theaceae. The record is from RefSeq and is a predicted model, not a curated record.